This is a messenger RNA of Penicillium brasilianum, 1488 nucleotides long. The record is from the annotation of a GenBank genome assembly. Lineage: Eukaryota; Fungi; Ascomycota; Eurotiomycetes; Eurotiales; Aspergillaceae.
AUGCGUACACUGUCUCAGAUCAUCGACGCGCAACGAGAAUCUCUCGACGCGAUUGACUCUCCCCGCCUCCCUCACUCACCUCUAACCCUGAAUACUUCUGCGCCCGCGUCGCCCGCUAUCUCUCUUUUUUCAGUAGCGGGCCACAAUCGCGUCUCGAGUUCGGUCUCUUCGCUGGUCCCGUCAACCGGUUUGGGAAAUUCAAUGGAUAGCCCGAGUCGGACCCAUUUGGCAGACGUGAAAGAGGAAUUCUGUGCGCGAGACUCUUUGGAGGAUCAAUACUUCCAGCACUUUGAGUGUGACAUACCUACCACCGACGAGUCGUAUUCCCACGUGAACCCUUCGGACGGCUAUGAUAUCAGCGAUGCUGCGAUGGACAUUCCUCACUCGCCCAAGAAGCGCCGCUCCGAUAACUUGUCAGUGAAGGGCGUGUCGCGCAUCGGUUCUCAUAUGUCGACUGUCUCGUCUCGUUGGAAGUCUAAGCGUGCGUCAGGAAGUCCCGAGCGAGACAUCUUCCCCGAUGAUUUGCGAUCUCGCGCCAACUCUGCGGCUUCUUCCGCGCUGGCAAGUCCCAUAAUCACACCGAUCAGCCGCAUCGACUCUCAUAUUCCUCCGUCUCCCGCCCAGACAAUUUUUGAGGAACGCAUCAGUAGUUCAGGCUCCAGGCCAAUUGACAUCGCUCGUGCGAAUAGCCUGAGCCAGGAUGAUGACGAUACCCAACAAGCUACCACCCCGCUUCUUCCCCCAUUGCUGGGUGACGACCCCACGAGCAUGGCCGCCUCCCGCGUGCAAUCUCCAUUGCAAUCGCCUUCCGUCGCAGACGUGAGCGAACCCGCGCACUACAUGAUGACCUCGGAUCCACGAUUCAUGGCUGUGACCGGCAUCCCCUCGCCACCUCUCUCCUCGAAGCCUUCUAUGGCGUCGAUCUCCCGGCCACGCGCAAGCACGGUGCGGACAAUCUCCGGCGAGCCAACACCCUUCGUUCUCUCCGACCCCAACGAUGAGUGGGCCAACAGGCUCGGCCAUGCCAAUUUCAAUAUCCACCCCGAGCCGUACGUGCCAGCCACGUGUGAUUUGGAAAGCUUCCACCAGCUGCGCGCAGAUUGGGACAUUGCCCGGUGCAACUUUGCCAAGCAUCUUGUCCGCACUGGCGAGCACUAUGGCGUGACCUCGAAUAUCUACAAAAUGACCGGCGAGAAGUGGGAGUCGAUCGACCGUCAGUGGCGCGCCCAGCAUGAGGCCAUUCUCAGCGGUCUCGGCUCGGUUGAUGGCGUCGCGCUCACAUUGACCCAUACCGAGCUCCGUCCUUGCGAGCAGGUCUGCGUCCCUCGAUUGCAUGACAAUGCCAAGUUUCCCGAGAUGGGGGACGAGGACAUCGUGGGGCCUAUGACCGUGUCGCCGGUAGCUGAGAUUGCGGGUCCAUGCCGCACGAAAUCGCUCAAGAAGCGCACCUUCUUCCGCUUCUUCCAUGACCUAGUUGGCCGGCCUUGA